CAUUUCCAAUAAUGCAGUAAUUCUGUAAUUAACGUACAUAAAUGCUAGCUUUCGAAUGAGUCUCAGUGAGACAAAAGAGUUUGCUCCAAAAAAACGCUUCCAUCACAGAAUGAAUAGUGCUUUCAUGAUGGUUCAGGGGGGAAAAAGAAUUGAUGUAAUUUGCAUGGCUUGAAUUUCCCCGGGGCAGGAGCUCACGUCUCCUGGAGAUUAACAUGGAGCAGGUAAACAGUGAGGGAGGGUUAGUUAGCACCAGACGGACAGAAGAGCAGCAUGGAGAGAGACACGCAGAGCUCCAGUACAGCAGCAGACCAUGAGAACGGCUCCAGUCUGUUCCACCGCCGGCUGACGCACCGCAGAGAGCUGAAGUUCCUGUUACACAGGCUGACUGUGAUUGGCCGUCUGUCCUGCGGAGCGGCUGACAGGAGGACUGUGGGAGAUCACUUCGAGAGGCUGAUUCUCAGUCUGCAGAGGUUCCGAGCGGGUGAAGACGUCACCGGUCUCCUGCUGCUUUACCCUCAACACGUGCUGCUCGUCAUCGAGUGUUCGACUGAAGCUCUGCUGUCUGUCCUGCAAGACCUGCGACACAUGGAGGAGAACAGCGGUCCGAUCCUGGAGCCCCGGAUCCUGCUGGUGUCCCACGACCUUCCCAGCAGACUCUUCCAGCUCUGGAGCUACAAGCUGCUGGACGAGUCUGACAGCCAGCGGACGCUCGUCUCAGAUGAACAGAGCCUGGAGAGACUCGUGAGAGACACUCUUCAUCAGAUCCUGCGGCUCGGACGACACCUGCUCAACAAAACACAACAGAUCACGGGAUCUAAAGUGAUUCCUGAUGAAGUGCUGAAGGAGGCAUCAGAUGCGGUUCCUCCGCAGGCCGCGGUGAGUCGUCUGCUCCAGAUGGAGGCGCUGUUGAGUCCCGCGCGCUACAUCAGCACGUAUCAUUCACCGCUACACCAUCGCCUGGACUCCGGACAUGUUUUCGGGAGUUUUCGUCCCACCACAGUGUAGGUUUGGAGUUAGGGUCAGGAGAAUCCGUGUGGCCUGCAGUGGAACAUCUUCAGAUCGUUUGAACAACUUUAUACAUUUAAACAUUUUCUACUUUAUACCUCAAAAAGGUUUGGUCAUGAUUGAAGGCUCUGCAUUAAAAAAAAAUAUAUAUUUUAAUGCAUUAAUUAAUGGACUUUAUAAUGCAUUGCAUGAUCUUAUGACCACAAUUUUAAUUAAUUGUUACACCUUUACACAGUAUAAUGUAUUAAAAUAUGUGACAAACAACCAAGUUAUAUUGCAUAAAUAUUAUAAUGCAUUUAACU
Messenger RNA from Cyprinus carpio (common carp), 1307 nucleotides. It is a transcript of the gene tex47, whose product is annotated as testis expressed 47. The transcript is spliced from 8 exons. NCBI's taxonomy places the organism in Eukaryota, Metazoa, Chordata, Actinopteri, Cypriniformes, Cyprinidae. The coding region runs from base 271 to 1005 and encodes 244 amino acids. Gene Ontology annotation, molecular function: blue light photoreceptor activity; FAD binding. The record is from RefSeq and is a predicted model, not a curated record.